Messenger RNA from Ostrinia nubilalis (European corn borer), 633 nucleotides. RefSeq names its product NADH dehydrogenase [ubiquinone] 1 beta subcomplex subunit 7 (gene ND-B18). The coding region runs from base 206 to 562 and encodes 118 amino acids. The transcript is spliced from 3 exons. The record is from RefSeq and is a predicted model, not a curated record. Gene Ontology annotation, cellular component: mitochondrion. NCBI's taxonomy places the organism in Eukaryota, Metazoa, Arthropoda, Insecta, Lepidoptera, Crambidae.
AUUGGCUUAGGCUACUCUGAAUAAAUUGGGUUCUAGAAAUAUUAGAGACACCAAUAAAAUCGCAGUGCUGUGUGGUACAAACAAAAGUCGAAAAUUCCAAAUUCUGGAAAACACGACCAAUUUGUUUGCUUUUGCAAGCAAAUGAUCAGCGGCUAGCGCACUUAACAUCAAUUAAGGCCAACUAUAUCUGCUUGCCAAUACAAAAAUGGGUCAAAUUAUGGGAUCCUAUGGUGCACGAAGUGUAGACCUUUACAUGGAUGAUAAACCUACAUUUGAACCUCACGCUGGUUUUAUACAGGAAAGAAAACAACGAGAAAUGAUAGCUCGCGAAGAGGAUUUGAUAUCAGCAAGGAUUCCUCCAGAAAGAAGGGACUACUGUGCCCACAAGCUGCUUGAUUAUCAGGUUUGCCGUUAUAAGAACAUGCCAAUGCUGUACAAGUGUGCUCAUGAGAAACACGAUUAUUUGAACUGUGAACAUCAGGAUUAUCUCCUUCGCAUGAAAGAAUUCGAACGUGAACGUCGCUUGAGAGUAAGAGAACAACGCUUGGUCGGUGCUGCUUAAUUUAUUCAUCAGCUGGAGUAGUAAAAACAUUUGUUAUUAUUUAUGUAAAUAGAAUAAAAGAUUAUUUCAAA